GAUUGUGCGCUUAAAUGCAGAGGGGAUAUUCUGAUGAGCUUUAGUCUGACGUGGCUUGCAGUUUGAAGAAGUCGUGUUGAGUGUCUCGCAUGGCGGUGAGGCUGUUUCCCCAGCACUUCCUCUGUGUGUGAGGCACGGGGUCGGCGAGCUCAGCUGGAUUGGUCCUUCACAUCUCCGCUUGAUGCUCUCAGCCUCACGCGGCUAACGGCUAGCUGCCCAACAAAUGCUACAUCGCUGCUAGACGGAGCGGACACUUCACCAUUUGGACGGGCGGACCUGCGGGAUAAGUGACUGUCCCCCCUGAGGUUCCCUCUCUGAUGGAGCUCUGGUUGUCAGUCUUUGUGAAGAGGCGCCAUGUAUCCUUGCCAUGUAACCCCCUGGCCGUCUGCUGAGCCGCCGGCCUCCUGCGGCAGUCAUGCCCCCCCGACGCAGCCCUCGCAGCCCCUGCCUGACCUGCUGUGCAGCUGCCCCGCGCCGCCCUUGAACACACACUCCGAGUCGCCCUCGCCGGACCCCAUGGAGUCCCUCAUCGUGGUCACGGAGUACGAACCCAGCCGGCCACACGGAGCGGACGGAGAGGAGGAGGAGGUGGAGGACAUGGACAGCUCUGAGACGCCUGAACCUGCCUCCUCUGCGGCGCCGCCGUUCCGGACUCCGUCCUGUGACCUGCUGUCCCACACUGUUGGCCGACCGGAGGCCCUGCUACCUGACGGCCAGGAGCAGCGGGGACGCCUGAGCCUGUCAGACAGGAAACUGUCGCUGCAGGAGCGCUCGCAAACCUCCACAUCGCCCUGCAGCUCCCCGGGACUCAACGGGCGCUACAUUUACCCCUCACUGCCAUACUCCCCCAUCACCUCACCCCACUCGUCUCCCCGCCUGCCCCGCAGGCCCACCGUGGAGUCCCACCGUGUUUCCAUCACUGACCUCCAGGACUGUGUGCAGCUCAACCAGUACAAGCUGAAGGAUGAGAUUGGAAAGGGCUCCUAUGGUGUUGUCAAGCUGGCUUACAAUGAAGAUGACAACACAUACUAUGCCAUGAAGGUGUUGUCCAAGAAGAAGCUGAUGAGGCAGGCAGGUUUCCCACGGAGACCUCCUCCACGUGGCGCCAAAGCAGCACCCGAGGGUCCUCCUCAACCCAAAGGGCCCCUGGAGCGAGUCUAUCAAGAGAUUGCCAUCCUGAAAAAGCUGGACCAUCCUAACGUAGUGAAACUAGUGGAGGUUUUGGACGACCCCAGUGAGGACCACCUGUACAUGGUGUUUGAGCUGGUCAAGCAGGGGGCUGUGAUGGAGGUGCCAACAGAUAAACCGUUCAGUGAGGACCAGGCUCGAUUUUACUUCCAGGACCUGCUCAGGGGAAUUGAGUUCUUGCAUUACCAGAAGAUCAUCCACAGAGACAUCAAGCCCUCCAACCUGCUGGUGGGCGAAGACGGACACAUCAAGAUCGCCGACUUUGGUGUCAGCAACCAGUUUGAGGGGGCUGACGCCCUCCUGACCAGCACGGUGGGAACGCCCGCCUUCCUUGCCCCUGAGACGCUCUCCGAGACCAGGAAGAACUUCUCUGGCAAGGCUCUGGAUGUCUGGGCCAUGGGAGUGACACUCUACUGCUUCGUCUUUGGAGCGUGUCCGUUUAUGGACGAGCGCAUCCUCAGUCUCCACCAGAAAAUCAAGACGCAGCCGGUGGAGCUGCCUGAACGUGCCGACAUAUCUGAGGAUCUCAAAGAUUUGUUGUUAAAGAUGCUGGACAAGAACCCAGAGAGCAGAAUAUCAGUCCCACAAAUUAAGGUUCACCCGUGGGUGACGCGGCACGGCGCAGAGCCUCUCCCCCCGGAGGACGACAACUGUUGCAUGCUGAUUGAAGUGACUGAGGAGGAGGUGGAGAACUCGGUGAAACACAUCCCCAGCCUCGCCACCGUGAUCCUGGUGAGAACCAUGCUGAGGAAGCGCUCGUUUGGAAAUCCCUUCGACUGGGGCCGGAGAGAGGACCGCGGCAGUCUGUCUGCACCGGGGCAAACGCUCACCAAAGGCAGAGCGGGCAAUGUGAGAUACUGCUACAUUCAUAGUAAGCAAAGAAGGAAACAGGAGAGCGGCGACGGCAUGAGGAGCAUGGAGCUGCCCUACGUGGGGGAGGACGAGGCUCUUUCCUGAUGCACAUCGCAGCUUCUGACGGCAAAACACAGCCGACACCCCUUUACUCACACUUUUAUACGGUGACACCCCCCCCACACACAUACACACACACUCACAUACACACACACACACACACACACACACCACCACCACCUUGGAGGCGGACAAGACUGACAUGAACGACGAGAGGAAGAAAAUGGAAAUGAACAGCGAAGGCAUUCCAGCGUCACUUUCUAAAGCUUUUAUUCCAUCGCUUCCUCGCGCGUUUUGCUCGUUUCAGGACUCGCUUUUGAGGUUUUAGGACUUGGGACUGGAAGAGAGGCGCCUUCCAAGGGGGAGGAGAUGCCCCCCGACCCCCACGCACCCCUGCACCCCCCAAAAUCUGUCCUCACCCCUCCCUUACCCACCGCCCGCCCUUAUCCUGCAUGCGUCUGUAGUCCCAGCAUGCUCCGUCUCAGGCUUCACAUGUACAGUUUUCGUCUUUUACCGAAGCUCAAGCCACUUGUUACUCUCUCUCUCCCUUUCUCUGUCUCUCCUCCUCCUCUUCUUUUACUUGAUAAUGCUGCCAUGUUUACGGCAGGGGUUUAACGGGCGACAGAUGGCGGUGGUUUGUUGUCGAGGGCCAGUUUCCUCCUCAGCAGAGCCGGUUUUCUUCACGGUGGUUUUUCUGCUGUCGCCCGUUUGAAGAGGGAAGAUUAAGAAAAUGUACAGUUUACUCGAGUUUUUUUUUUUUUUUUUUUUUUAAAAAGGGAGUUGAAAAUGUUUACUUCAUAGGAUGCAUGUGUUCACUUUCCCCAAUGCAAACACUGUAUAAGCUAUAUUGUAAUCAUUAGCAAGUUAAUCAUUUUUUGAAGCAGCUCUUGUUUUUUGUAGUGGUGCCGCUGGCUCGUGGUAAACUCUCCAAAAUCACUGACGACAAUAGAAAGCUUUAAAAAAAAAAGAGGAAACAGUCGAGAGAGCUGUGCUGUGUGAGCAGUCAGAAACACAGCUCCUCACUGCAGCGUAUUAACGUAGAAGAGGAUUAUUAGGAUUUUUUUUUUUUUUUUUUGCUUUUCUUUUGCAAGAUUUGCAUUAGGCAGCGAACAGCGAUGUGAUUUUAAAACUUGAUGCAUCUGCAGCCAUUCUCGCAGCGAAACCACGUCUCUACCAAAUGACCGUGAGGAAAAGAAACCCUUCAGCGGAAAUAUUCCAGCUGCGAAUCGUCUGAAGCGUUGGGACAGACGCGGUGGACGAGGUGAGAUGAACCAAGUGUUUUUAGAAGACUCUCUUGUAUUUGUUUCACUUGUCAAAGUGAAUGUUUGUUUGUACACUGAAAACAGAAAAUGGUGACUAUUGAAUUGUGAAUGUUUGCAUUUGUUUGUUUUUGUAUUUCAAAAAAAAAAAAAAAAGGUUAUUUUUAAACGGCACAUUUUCAGAACACCAAAAACUUAAAUCGAUUCUGUAUCGUUUUGUAACUGACUACUAGCUUAUAAAAAAAAAGAAAAACAUACACACACACACACACAUAAGACCUUUAAACUCUCUGUUCUCUAAUUGAGUGUCUUUGUUGAACUGUUUGCUCCGUGCAGAUGGAGGCAGAGUGCAGCUGCAGACCUUUUGUAUAAAUCUAUGCAUGUCAUAACGUUCAAAUUAAAACAGCUGACGUCAAAAAACAAAAAACAAACAAAAAAAAACUUUGGUGAAGAAGCAGAACCAGUUAGAACAGCAAGUACUUUUCAUUUUUUCUAAUUGAUUAAUGUGUUUUCAUUUUUAGGUGAACCCAAAGCACUUGUUGCCAUUCUUUUAUUUUAUUUUUUUUUUUUAAAACCCUUUAAUUUUUCAAAGAUGUUAAUGUAAGGAUAGCUCAAGUUUACCGGAGAAGUUUUAUAGUUAACUUUAGGAUAAACGACUCAACAUUAAUUAAUUAUAAUAAGCAAUGCUUCCACACACUAAUUAUUUCAGCACUUAAGUGUUGAAUGUACAACAAAGGGAUUUUUUUUCUAACUUAAUGCAUGUCACUCUGAAUUGUAUGUCGUGUGUUUUUUAAGACUAGUACUAUGCAUAAGAAACGUCUCUCUCUCUUUUCUCCCUGUUUCUCUCUCUCUCUCUUUCUCUCUCUCUCUCUCUCUCUCUCUGUAUGGUGCAAUAGUACGCCCCGUCAGAUUUUCACGUACAGUGUGUGCACUUGGUGGCAAAAUGAGGACAAAAUGAGAAUAAUUUUAAUUUAUUUCUACUCGGCCAACCUUUUUCUGGGAAAAAAAAAAAAAAAAUCGGAGCACAUGUUUACAUGACGUGAGUGAAUUGGUGAGUUUUCCAUCUUGUGCAUCUUCCUCCUCGGGAUCCUUGAAAACUAUUACCUGGUACAUUUGAAGGGAAUUUAGUUGGAAAAUCCAGUCAUCACUGCCCAGUGCUCAUAACUCGAAAACAAAACAAAAAAAACAAAACACCGCAGAACUGUUGUGAUGUGUGAAAACGGUGGGAAAGGCUACCUCAAGUUUACCACAGAUUCAUGAAGGCAAACGUCUCUGGUUGUUGUGCACUAUCGCUCGCAGGGAACAAGGUUCACGGUUUUCUUUUUUGCUCUGAGGGAAAACGGGACUCGGCGGCUCGAGGCACCGGGGCGACGAUGCAAGCCACAGAAAGCUGUAUGAUAGCUGUAUUUUAUAAUAUUUAAACUUUUAGCUUGUUUCUAUACAGAACUGUGUGUGUGUGUGUUCUCCUCAGCGGGGCCGGGCCGAGGGACGAUAUUAUUUAGCGCUCACAUGACUUUGCAUUCUGUAGAGUUAGUGUCAUUGGUUUUAGUGAAGAGCCUCGGGGCCCCAGAUGCAUGCCAACAUACUGAACACCUUAUUACCACUGUAUCGUCACAGCAUGAGAGGUCCCCAACUAAACUACACUAAUCAAAAACAGGACCUCGUUAAUUAUUCUGUACAUACUGUAUCUGCUUCAUUAUUUGAAUAAAAUAUGAUUGCCUUUCUGUA
Molecule: messenger RNA, 5087 nt
Organism: Myripristis murdjan (pinecone soldierfish)
Lineage: Eukaryota; Metazoa; Chordata; Actinopteri; Holocentriformes; Holocentridae
Gene: camkk2
Product: calcium/calmodulin-dependent protein kinase kinase 2
Exons: 18
Coding region: 355-2145 (596 amino acids)
Biological process (GO): protein phosphorylation; CAMKK-AMPK signaling cascade
Molecular function (GO): protein serine/threonine kinase activity; ATP binding
Source: RefSeq, a predicted model, not a curated record